CGCCAUUUUAGUCGUAUUUGAAAUUUUGAAAAAUUCGCCCGUUUGAUGUCUUCUGCAGCCAACUUUCCAUUACAGGAAAGUACAAGAGUAAAUAAAGAAAAUGAGAGGGAAGAGCCAUAUGAGAAGUUUAGUCAAGUGGCCGAUAAUGCUUGUCUUCAAAACACGACCUUAGACGACGUUGCUUCGUUUCUGAAAGUAGAACAAGAAAAAUCUCCCAAUUUCAAACGUUUGAAUGCAAUCUUGUUGGAGAGAUUGAAGGAGACUGAGUCAAAAUUGCGGUCGUUAGAAUCCGAGAAAGAAGAAUGGGAAAGAAAAUUCAUACAGAAUAAUUACCAGGAACAAAAUGAAGAACUAUCUGAAAAACUGAGAGAGGCAGAAAAGCAAAAGAAGCUUGUCGAAGAGGAAUUGGAACAAGUACAACUGCGAGUAGAAAUCCACUUGAAGGAGCUUGAAAAGGCUCGUGAAGACUUUGAUAAUAUCUCUAAUUUAUUUGAAGAGCAGUUGGAAGAAAAUUCCACUCUGCAAGAAGAGAAAAGCUUUAUUUUAAAGCAAGUUCGUCAGCUAAAGGAUGUCAAAAAACAACUUGAAAUGUCAGUAGAACAGCUCAGUAAUCAGCUGAGCUCCACUUCCGAUGAAAAUGAAAAGCUGAAACAAAAGAUUCAACAGUAUCAGAUGGCAUUUGAAGUUCGUGAUGAAGCCCUUCAGCAAAUAAGCGCGGAGCUCAGAGAAAAGAGGCUUAAAGUGAAUCAGCUACAAGUAGAUUGUGCAGAAAAAGAGGACAAAGUCUUAAAGUUGGAAGAAGCAAAGGAGAACUUUGAAAAGAAUAAUUCGAAAUUGGAGCAGUUGGUGAAAGAAAAACAGCAGUUUCUCUGUGAAUUUCAUAACUUCUUAUCUGAAUUCGAAACUUCAGUCGGUCAAUUCAUCCAGGAAGAGGAGAAAGCACAAGUCUCGAGUCUCGAUCCAAGUUUGGAGACACUAAGUGUCGAGUCCUACUCGGAAACCAACGAAACUGCAGAUCGCUUUCUAGAAUGGAGAGACCUGGCGAAACUCAAAAAAUUGGUCGAAUUACGUAAUGAGCGCUUUUCAGUCAUGCAACAAGAAAUCAGUGAGUUAGAGAAAAAGUUGAAACUUCUUUCAGACACCACAAAGUCUCAGAAAGAAGAGAGUAAGAAGACUGUUAUGAUGAGUAGGCUCUUAACAGCAAUUCGAGGACUAUUUUCCUUUUGGUUGUUCCCAACAAAAAGGAAUCCCACUUCCAUGUCUUUAUCAUAUGAAAAAGUCGUCGAGAGAGCGGAAUCUUCUUGUUCCACACACUCUUAAUAAAAAAUCAACUCUUCUUUAAAAACCAA
Molecule: messenger RNA, 1349 nt
Organism: Galdieria sulphuraria
Lineage: Eukaryota; Rhodophyta; Bangiophyceae; Galdieriales; Galdieriaceae
Exons: 4
Coding region: 46-1320 (424 amino acids)
Source: RefSeq, a predicted model, not a curated record